Molecule: messenger RNA, 1585 nt
Organism: Sipha flava (yellow sugarcane aphid)
Lineage: Eukaryota; Metazoa; Arthropoda; Insecta; Hemiptera; Aphididae
Product: circadian clock-controlled protein-like
Exons: 6
Coding region: 584-1399 (271 amino acids)
Source: RefSeq, a predicted model, not a curated record
CGAUAUUAUACUUUCACUAUCGUCGAAGAACGCAUCGCAUUCGUUGGCCAUAUCGUCUCUCUGUAACACACGCCAUCAUGAUGAUCGUCCGCUGUACAACAUAAUACAACAUCACACCGAGCGUCGAGUAUUUAAUCACCGCCAACGUGACCAUCUCGAGACGCGUUUUCGAACCUUGCGCGCGCGCGGCACAAACGGCUAGAAAAGAAAACAAUUAAAGUUUAAAAGUUACGAUCACUACGCCACCGAAGAUCGUUUGGCGGUUUUCGAACAGCAAUCGAUCAUUGUACUUUUCUUCUUUUUUUUAAAUUUUUUUUUCGCUUUCGUCCGUUCACCAUGAAUCGACCGACAUCAAUUCUAUUGUGCGCGCGACGAUUCGUUUAGACAGCCGCGUAGACGUGAACGAUAAUUUUUUCUCCGUUUGCCACCCCUGGGGAACCGCACGAACUCGUACUUUGAUCAUAAUACGUUUUCGCUUCUACGUAUUUGUUUAAAUCGAUCCUAUAAACAUAUAACAACACACACGUGUUGCAUUAAUUCGACUGUUCGCCGUCACGCACGUGUCGAAUCAAGUGGAUUUAGGAUGGUGACGCGACGUUGCACCGCUGACGUAGACGAUCGUCCGGUGUCGCUGACACUUCGGGCGUCCCUGUUGCUGGCGGCCAUCGCCACCAUCUCUCGGCCCGCCGAAGCCGUUCUUUCCGUGAACGCUACACCUGAAUACAUUCACCCAUGCCGGAAGGCGGACGCACAGUUCAAUAAUUGCAUAAAAGAAACAUUCAAUCAUCUUCGACCCUAUCUCAUAAACGGUAUUGACGAACUGACCGUACCACCAAUUGAACCGUUAAUUAUACCGAAAAUGCAAAUGGAAAACGGCCACGGAGCGGUCAGGGUGAGGGCCAUACUGAGUAAUAUGACUAUACACGGCGCGAGCAAUUAUACGGUUCUAAACGUCAGGAGCGAUAUGAACAAGUAUCGCAUAGACUUGGGACUUUUCAUACCACAUAUUGAAGCUACUGGAAAUUACGAUGUCAAUGGUAACGUGUUGUUAUUGCCAGUGAGGAGCAGAGGAGAGUUUUGGGCGUCCUUCGAAAACGUAACGGCCCUAGCAAAAUUAUACGGUAUUGAGGUGAAAAAAGAAGGAGUUAAGUAUAUGAAAACGGAAAGAUUGGGCAUUGGUUUCAAGUUGGAGAAAUCAGAUUUUAAAAUCAAAGACUCCAUCAAUAUGCAAAACGUCAUAGGCGAAGCAAUGAACGUAUUUCUAAACGAGAAUGCUGCUGAGAUUAUCGAAGAAAUGAAACCCGCAGCAUCGCAAGCAAUUGGCAAGCAUUUCAAAAAUUUCUUGAACAAUGCGUUCUUACAAAUCCCACUUAAAGUUUGGCUGAAAGAUUCAGACUAAAAUAAUUACGAACAACUUUAUAUUUACCAUACAUCGAGGUACAUUAUUUGUUUAAAUUCCUUCACCUAUCCAAUAUUAGUGAGUAUUUUAAUUUUUAAGCCACAUUUUCGCAUAAUAUCAUUCUCAAAUGUACAUUUAUUUAUUUAAGUUGUUGCAUUAUUAAAACAAUUAUUAAUAUAGACUUUA